This is a messenger RNA of Homo sapiens (human), 3844 nucleotides long. RefSeq names its product zinc finger protein 729 (gene ZNF729). NCBI's taxonomy places the organism in Eukaryota, Metazoa, Chordata, Mammalia, Primates, Hominidae. The transcript has 4 exons. Gene Ontology annotation, biological process: negative regulation of transcription by RNA polymerase II; regulation of DNA-templated transcription. Bases 86 to 3844 code for a protein of 1252 amino acids. The record is from RefSeq and is marked validated. Gene Ontology annotation, cellular component: nucleus. Gene Ontology annotation, molecular function: DNA-binding transcription repressor activity, RNA polymerase II-specific.
GCAGUUCCCGGUCUCGCCUUCACUGCUGUGUGUCCUCAGCCUCUGUGGCCCUGUAACCUGCGGCAUUGGAAGAUCCACAGCUAACAUGCCAGGUGCCCCUGGCAGCCUAGAAAUGGGACCAUUGACAUUUAGAGAUGUGACCAUAGAAUUCUCUCUGGAGGAGUGGCAAUGCCUGGACACGGUUCAGCAGAAUUUAUAUAGGGAUGUGAUGUUAGAGAACUACAGAAACCUGGUCUUCCUGGGUAUGGCUGUCUUUAAGCCAGACUUGAUAACUUGUCUGAAGCAAGGGAAAGAGCCUUGGAAUAUGAAGAGACAUGAGAUGGUAACUAAACCCCCAGUUAUGCGUUCUCAUUUUACACAAGACCUUUGGCCAGAUCAGAGCACAAAAGAUUCUUUCCAAGAAGUAAUACUGAGAACAUAUGCAAGAUGUGGACAUAAGAAUUUACGAUUAAGAAAAGAUUGUAAAAGUGCCAAUGAGGGUAAGAUGCACAAAGAAGGUUAUAAUAAACUUAACCAAUGCAGGACAGCUACCCAGAGAAAAAUAUUUCAGUGUAACAAACAUAUGAAAGUCUUUCAUAAAUAUUCAAAUAGAAAUAAGGUUAGACACACUAAAAAGAAAACUUUCAAAUGUAUAAAAUGUAGCAAAUCAUUUUUCAUGCUUUCAUGCUUAAUUCGACAUAAGAGAAUUCAUAUUAGACAGAAUAUCUACAAAUGUGAAGAACGUGGCAAAGCCUUUAAAUCGUUCUCAACCCUUACUAAACAUAAGAUAAUUCAUACUGAAGACAAACCUUACAAAUAUAAGAAAUGUGGCAAUGCCUUUAAAUUUUCUUCAACGUUCACUAAACAUAAGAGAAUUCAUACUGGAGAGACACCUUUCAGAUGUGAAGAAUGUGGCAAAGCUUUUAACCAGUCCUCAAAUCUUACUGACCAUAAGAGAAUUCAUACUGGAGAGAAAACCUACAAAUGUGAAGAAUGUGGCAAAGCUUUUAAGGGGUCCUCAAAUUUUAAUGCACAUAAGGUAAUUCAUACUGCAGAGAAACCCUACAAAUGUGAAGAUUGUGGCAAAACUUUUAACCAUUUCUCAGCCCUUAGAAAACAUAAGAUAAUUCAUACUGGAAAGAAACCCUACAAGCGUGAAGAAUGUGGCAAAGCUUUUAGCCAGUCCUCAACCCUUAGAAAACAUGAGAUAAUUCAUACUGGAGAGAAACCCUACAAAUGUGAAGAAUGUGGUAAAGCUUUUAAGUGGUCUUCAAAACUUACUGUACAUAAGGUAGUUCAUACUGGAGAGAAACCCUACAAAUGUGAAGAAUGUGGCAAAGCUUUUAGCCAGUUCUCAACCCUUAAAAAACAUAAGAUAAUUCAUACUGGAAAGAAACCCUACAAAUGUGAAGAAUGUGGCAAAGCUUUUAACAGUUCCUCAACCCUUAUGAAACAUAAGAUAAUUCAUACUGGGGAGAAACCAUACAAAUGUGAAGAAUGUGGCAAAGCUUUUAGGCAAUCCUCACACCUUACUAGACAUAAAGCAAUUCAUACUGGAGAGAAACCCUACAAAUGUGAAGAAUGUGGCAAAGCUUUUAACCAUUUCUCAGACCUUAGAAGACAUAAGAUAAUUCAUACUGGAAAGAAACCCUACAAAUGUGAAGAAUGUGGGAAAGCUUUUAGCCAGUCCUCAACCCUUAGAAACCAUCAGAUAAUUCAUACUGGAGAGAAACCCUACAAAUGUGAAGAAUGUGGUAAAGCUUUUAAGUGGUCAUCAAAACUUACUGUACAUAAGGUAAUUCAUACUGGAGAGAAACCCUGCAAAUGUGAAGAAUGUGGCAAAGCUUUUAAGCAUUUCUCAGCCCUCAGAAAACAUAAGGUAAUUCAUACUAGGGAGAAAUUGUACAAAUGUGAAGAAUGUGGCAAAGCUUUUAACAAUUCCUCAAUCCUUGCUAAACAUAAGAUAAUUCAUACUGGGAAGAAACCGUACAAAUGUGAAGAAUGUGGCAAAGCUUUUAGGCAAUCCUCACACCUUACUAGACAUAAAGCAAUUCAUACUGGAGAGAAACCUUACAAAUGUGAAGAAUGUGGCAAAGCUUUUAGCCAUUUCUCAGCCCUUAGAAGACAUAAGAUAAUUCAUACUGGAAAGAAACCGUACAAAUGUGAAGAAUGUGGCAAAGCUUUUAGCCAUUUCUCAGCCCUUAGAAGACAUAAGAUAAUUCAUACUGGAGAGAAACCCUACAAAUGUGAAGAAUGUGGUAAAGCUUUUAAGUGGUCAUCAAAACUUACUGUACAUAAGGUAAUUCAUACUGCAGAGAAACCCUGCAAAUGUGAAGAAUGUGGCAAAUCUUUUAAGCAUUUCUCAGCCCUUAGAAAACAUAAGGUAAUUCAUACUAGGGAGAAAUUGUACAAAUGUGAAGAAUGUGUCAAAGCUUUUAACAGUUUCUCAGCCCUUAUGAAACAUAAGGUAAUUCAUACUGGAGAGAAACCCUACAAGUGUGAAGAAUGUGGUAAAGCUUUUAAGUGGUCCUCAAAGCUUACUGUACAUAAGGUAAUUCAUACUGGAGAGAAACCCUGCAAAUGUGAAGAAUGUGGCAAAGCUUUUAAGCAUUUCUCAGCCCUUAGAAAACAUAAGGUAAUUCAUACUGGAAAGAAACCCUACAAAUGUGAAGAAUGUGGCAAAGCUUUUAGCCAAUCCUCAUCCCUUAGAAAACAUGAGAUAAUUCAUAGUGGAGAGAAACCAUACAAAUGUGAAGAAUGUGGUAAAGCUUUUAAGUGGUUGUCAAAACUUACUGUACAUAAGGUAAUUCAUACUGCAGAGAAACCCUGUAAAUGUGAAGAAUGUGGCAAAGCUUUUAAGCAUUUCUCAGCCCUUAGAAAACAUAAGAUAAUUCAUACUGGAAAGAAACCCUACAAAUGUGAAGAAUGUGGCAAAGCUUUUAAUGAUUCCUCAACCCUUAUGAAGCAUAAGAUAAUUCAUACUGGGAAGAAACCAUACAAAUGUGCAGAAUGUGGCAAAGCUUUUAAGCAAUCCUCACAUCUUACUAGACAUAAAGCAAUUCAUACUGGGGAGAAACCCUACAAAUGCGAAGAAUGUGGCAAAGAUUUUAACAAUUCCUCAACCCUUAAGAAACAUAAGCUAAUUCAUACUAGGGAGAAAUUGUACAAAUGUGAAGAAUGUGUCAAAGCUUUUAACAAUUUCUCAGCCCUUAUGAAACAUAAGAUAAUUCAUACUGGGGAGAAACCCUACAAAUGUGAAGAAUGUGGUAAAGCUUUUAAGUGGUCCUCAAAACUUACUGAACAUAAGGUAAUUCAUACUGGAGAGAAACCCUGCAAAUGUGAAGAAUGUGACAAAGCUUUUAAGCAUUUCUCAGCCCUUAGAAAACAUAAGGUAAUUCAUACUGGAAAGAAACCCUACCAAUGUGACGAAUGUGGCAAAGCUUUUAACAAUUCCUCAACCCUUACGAAACAUAAGAUAAUUCAUACUGGGGAGAAACCCUACAAAUGUGAAGAAUGUGGCAAAGCCUUUAGUCAGUCCUCAAUCCUUACUAAACAUAAGAUAAUUCAUUCUGUAGAGAAACCCUACAAAUGUGAAGAAUGUGGCAAAGCCUUUAACCAGUCCUCACACCUUACUAGACACAAAACAAUUCAUACUGGAGAGAAACCCUACAAAUGUGAAGAAUGUGGCAAAGCUUUUAUUCAGUGCUCAUACCUUAUUAGACAUAAAACAAUUCAUACCAGAGAGAAACCUACAAAUGUGAAGAAAGUACCAAAGCUUUUAAGCAAUCCUCACACCUUACUAGACAAAACAAUUCAUACUGGAGAGAAACCCUACAAAUGUGAAGAAUGUGCCAAAGCUUUUUAA